Molecule: messenger RNA, 1788 nt
Organism: Salmo salar (Atlantic salmon)
Lineage: Eukaryota; Metazoa; Chordata; Actinopteri; Salmoniformes; Salmonidae
Product: Krueppel-like factor 10
Biological process (GO): regulation of transcription by RNA polymerase II
Molecular function (GO): RNA polymerase II cis-regulatory region sequence-specific DNA binding; DNA-binding transcription factor activity, RNA polymerase II-specific
Source: RefSeq, a predicted model, not a curated record
AACGUAGAGACCGGCCCCUCUGUAUCCACUGUAUUUGAAAUUAUGGCUGAAUGGAACUAGAAAAGGGAAAAGAGAAACAUAUAUUGUAACAUUUACCACAAGUCCGACUGUCACAUCACUUCAUUAACACAGUGAAGUUACAUUCGAUACAUUGUCUUCGAAUAUGAGAAAAUGUAUGUCGUCCUUUGUCGAGCACCACAACAAUAGUGACACCAUGGAAGUUGAUGAGCUGUACUUUCCUGGCAGUCAGAACCAUGAAGAGUCCCAGUGUCCCCCUAUGGCCGUGGGAGACAUGGAGGCGGUGGAGGCUCUUAUGUUCAUGAACACCCACUGGAAAGCCAGGACGUCCAGGAGCUUCAAGCAUAGACAGUUCCGACCUCUGACCCCUUCCUCUGACUUCUCAGAGGAUGACUCUCGUCUCUCACUUGACCCGGCUGAGGUCCGUGAGUCUCUGUGUAUGACCCCGCCAUACAGCCCGCCAAACUUUGAGGCCAUUCACAGUCAUCCUGCUCCAGAGACAGUACAGACCUCCUGGUGCCAGAGCCAUAACCCACAGCCAGCACAGCAGGGCUUGACACAGCCACAGAUGGUCAGCCAGCCCCGAUCACAGGCCACCAGUGUGAUCCGUCACACUGCAGACGCACAGCACUGCAGCUGGAGCAUCUGUCCAGCCGCCCCCCUGGAGCACAGACUAACCCAACCCCUGCCUCCCCAGCCCCAGCCAAGCCCAGACAGCAUCAACAACCCCCUGGCAGAUAGGCUAUCUGGCAGGGACUCCAAAGGGAACAUGACACCCCUUGACUCCUCUGCUGAACCGGCUGCCAUCCAGGCUCCGGUUACUGUGACUCUGCCAGCCUCUGUUGGUAAAUUCCACCAACCUACAUCGGUGUCCCCUGUCAACUGUAGGGUUUCUCCUGUUCCGGUUUAUUGCCAGAUACUACCUGCUGUGCCAAUUGCAACGAACAGUCAUAUUUCAAUGGCUACCACCACCAUGGUGGCGGCAACCAGUCACCAACAACAGUCAGCAGCAGUUGGUCCUCCUUCAGUCUUCUUCAUGGGCGACCAGGUGACAAAGGGCCCUAUCAUCUUCUUGGUUCCCCGGCCAGUUGUCGGGAUCCAGCCGUCAGUGCUGACAUCUGGUGGCACCAAGCUGCCAGCCAUCGCCCCAGCGCCAGGCUUCACCUCAGUGGUCCAGCGGAGCAGCCUGCAGCCCGCUGAGGUGUCCAGAGUCCGCAGCCAUAUCUGCCCCCACGAGGACUGUGGCAAGACCUACUUUAAGAGCUCCCACCUCAAGGCUCACAUGAGGACUCACACAGGUGAGAAACCUUUCAAAUGCAGGUGGGAAGGCUGUGAGAGACGCUUCGCCCGAUCCGAUGAGCUAUCACGCCACCGUAGAACCCACACGGGAGAGAAGCGUUUCGCCUGCCCCAUGUGCCACAGCCGCUUCAUGCGUAGCGACCACCUGGCCAAGCACACCCGUCGACACCUGGCCACCAAGAAGGUGCCCUGUUGGCAGAUGGGAGUCUGUCACAGCGGUGAUGUUACACAUGCAGUGUUUUCGGCACCGUUCCUUCAUCCUCUACCCUGAAUAAACUCUUCAAAUCAAAUGUAUUUGUCACAUACACAUGGUUAGCAGAUGUUAAUGCAAGUGUAGAGAAAUGCUUGUGCUUCUAGUUCUGACCAUGCAGUAAUAGCUAACAAGUAAUAUAACCUAACAAUUCCACAACAACUACCUUGUACACACAAGUGUAAAGGAAUGAAUACGAAUAUGUACAUAAAAAUAUAUAA